AUGAAUCAACAAUUGGAGACGUGUUUACAGCUUCUACGAUCUUCAACAACGUUUUCCGAUCAAAGUAUUUUAUCUUAUUCUCUCGGUUUUUGUUGAACUUGGAAUUUGGCAGAAGCUGUGUGGCGAGAUGACCCUUUCAAGUUUCUUUUCGAUACAUUAAAUGAGGUUUUUCGUGAUUAUGGUUUUUUUUAUUUCUUUUAUUUUUUAGCAAAUCAGGAGGAAGGGGGUUGAGUUUGCUGAUGCAAAGGAUCGUUCACUGGAAGAAUCUGUCCCAUCAACUUCUUAUGAACAACCGAAAGAGAAGGAUGUCGACUACAGAAACCUGUAUUCUCGGUUACUCGCCUCGAUUUUUGAGAAGGUUUCAAUUUGGUUAUAAACUGUAAUUGAAUUUUUUUCAAGUUGAGAGAUUGUUUGGUGUUCAUUCGUGACGAAGAAAAUUCUGACGAGUAUACAAUUUUGUCUUUGCAAAAUUUGUCUGUCGUUUCUUCUUCUUUCCAGUUUUUUGUACUUUCGGGCGUUUUGCCCUAUCUUGACGAUGGUGAGGUUAUUCUUCAGUUAUUUUUUUCCAAUUGAGAUCUUCUGCAGGUGUAGGAAUGAGUGUCAGCGCGAGGUCAGCUUUUAUCAAAACUUGGAAAACGGCGGAUGGAGAUAUUCAAGCCAAAAGAGACGGAGUUCGUUGAUAAUUAUUUUUCUACCAAAAUGCAAAAUUUGAUAAUUUCCAGUUACUCGAUAGCUGCUCAAUCAUUUUUGGCCUUUUGGAAAGUAAUGAAUUACUCAGAACUGAGCUUGUUAAACGUUAUGUGAACGAUAUUCUUUGUGCCAAUUUCGAGGUAAUAACCAUUUCAGAGGAAAAAAAACUUAUUCUUUCCAGCUGCUUCAUCUCGGCGUCAAAAAGUUAUCCUCCGAAUUCAAAGAUUUCCUUUCCAAAGUUCCAAGGCCUCUCUUGGUCUCUUCAUUAACGGGAUUGAGUAAAAUUCGAAAAGGACAACAUCCGCCGCCACAAUGGCUUCAGGUGGAAGCUGUCCAGAUAACAAAAGGAAUCACUGGGAAACAUUUCCAGCAUUUCGUAGGGACUGAAAUGAGCGCGAUUCUCGUUGCAACCAAUGGACUUUUCCACCUUUUAUCAGCUUAUUCGGAAAUGGGUGAGACUUUUGAAAAUAACUUUUAAAAUGUGUUAUCUACGGUUUAAAAGCAACCUCGCGUUUGUGAUGAGUUGCCGAUCACUUGAAAAAAAGUCACUAACUUUUUUCGGUUGCAAUCUGAGAAAAGUAUCUACACAAACCUUGAAUCUUGCAAAAUUUUAACCCUAUUUCUAAGGAAAAUUCAAUUUUUAAUUGUCCUCAGAAUUAUUUCAGUUGAUUCUGAAAAAUUCCAUAGUCGAAUAAAAAAUUUACAGGAGGGGAUAGUUGGUGGGAAAAUGUCCCUCUGAGAAGAAACGUGGCCCUCCAACUUGCGACGGUGCCGAAGACUUUCAAUUCCUCUCUCAGUUAUCAUUCCAACAUUUUCCGACAGUUUAUUCAGCUCUACAAUAAUGAGGUUUCACAGUCUUCUCGAAAACACGUUAAUAAUCUUCUAUUAGAAAGAUGAAGCUUCGCGCAAGAGACUCUCCUUGUUGAUGUGCUCUUUCAUUGAAGAACUGAGGAGGAAAAACUCGAAAAAUGCAGAUUUGAUCGUCUUUGAUUAUAUUUUGCGACCAUGGGAGGUUAGAUUUAUUCCUUUUCAGCAUAAUUUCCAUUGUUUUCAGGUUUUGAAUGAAAAGUUGGCUCAUUGGAAGACGAAAAACGGUUUUACUCUGGAUUUGGAUUCUUCAUUUUUGGAUUCUUUGAAAGUUAUGGAAGCACUGAAAGAUUCUGCCUUAUUAAUAGGACCCCGUUUCCUACAGGUUUCAUAGUUAUUUUUGCCGAAUAUCAUUUUUAAAAACUUGAAGGUGUCUCACAUAUUUGUGGAAUUGGCUUGUCACGACGUUUCAAUUGAGCAAGUGAAAACUGUCAGAUCCCUUCUGAAAUCACUCUUAUCGCCUAUUGAGAACUUGGUUUGAUCUUUCUUUCAAUUAAAACCUUGGAAAAUGAAUUUAGGGUGAGUUUCUGUAUUCAUUCGUGACCAGAUCCAAGCUAUCUGUCCGAGUUUCUGAAAAUUCCAACAAAACGAACAGUUUGGUUCAAGAAAUUGGCGAGGAGAUUGAUGAGAAAGGCAGUUUCGAGUUUACCUACCUGAUAAUUGAACUGAAAAGUUUCAGAAACGGGCCUUCAAUUCGUUAUCGAGAAAGAAGAACCUGAAGCUGCGAUGAUGCGGCGAUUGGAGCACGUUUGCGCCAUUAUUAAGGUUUUUGAGUCCAUACAAAGUUGCAGAACUUCUAGAAAAAAUUUUUAAGCUAAGAUAUCGGAUUAAAAACGUUUUUCUAAUUAAUAUCAUGAUAAUUGCGUUUUUCAUGUUAAUUUGAAAUACAACCAAACUCGCUUUCGAUUUUCUCAUGAAUAAUGUUUAAAAAGUUUUUCCAGGAACAUCUUGAAAAAAAAGUUCUGCUGGAAAUGUUGCUGAUGGGAGUUAAGAGCUGGAUGAGCGUUGAACGAAAAGAUUUCGAUGAUUCUCCUCGUUUUGUUCAUUUCGAAGAAAGCGGAGAUAACGGUUGGAUUUUCCUCUGUUUUUCAAGAAAAAUCGUGUUCUUUUUCAGAAAAUCCUUUGUUCUCACAUUUCAUUGUCGGAUAUUGCUUUGAACAAGUUUCAUCUCAUGAAAUCGGUGCUGAGAAUCGAGACGAGCUCCUGUUGCUGAUGAAGAUUGUUGAGGUUUGCUUUGUUUGGAGAAAAAUUGGAGCGAAAAAGUUUGAAAUUAAAAACUAUAUGUUUCAAAUUAGAUAGAUAGGAAGUAGAAUUGCUGAAAGUGUUUUUCUAAUUUUAAUGAAAGGUGUUUUGGAAAGAGAAGAAUACUCCGAAAUUGUGUUCUCUAUCUUUCUCCUUGUUGAAAAUUAGAUCAGCGAGGUUUUUUUUUUGAAACGCAACUGAAAUUAAGGUUUUUUUGCAGUUUUAAUUUGGGUAACCCAUAGAUAGCGUCAAUUUAUUAAUUUUGAAGGCUGUUUUGGAAGCAACUGGCCAGAAAUUGCGAGAUUUUUCUGUUAAAAAAAGUACUUUCGACGUUAUCAGUGCGGUUGGAGAGGAACAAAAUGUUGAGGUUGGUUUAGUAAACUCAUUUUUUUUAAAUGUAUUUAUUUGUCUUUUUCUAAUAACCGUCAUCAUUUUUCAAUUUAAGACCUCUUUUCUCAUGUUUGUUCAUAAAUGCCUAAUCAAAGCUUUGAAUACGUUUCUGAGCGAUUUUAAAUGAUUUGGAUGUUUUUUUUUUUCUAAUUCUUCUUUUUCAAGGAGUGUUCUCUUUUUCUCAUCUAUCGAAGAUAGCGAAAAAUUUGAAAAAGAAACUAAUGAUUUGGAAGAAUUUUUUUAGAUAUUUCUCGAGAAUAUGUUUUGGUUUCGAACUCUUUCGUGUGAAUCUUGUUUUUUCAGAGCACUUUAUGAGACUAUUUUAUUCUUUAUGACAGAAAUUGUUUGAUCUUCCCAAUUAUUCAAAGUGUGAUCUUCUUAAUUAUUCAAAUCAUGAAAAAUGGAUUUCAAAACAAAGAAACCUCGAGGUGAUGAUCGAAACUUCGAAAGCGUGUGUUGGAAUUGCGGGAGCUGUUUUGUUGGCCGCGACUUUUGAUCAAGAGGUUUUUCUUCAGAUUUUAUCUUUUUUAAUUUCAUUUGUUUAAAAAAUGUUAACCUCCCCCAUAGUCUUGUAGGAAUCCAAUUCUAUGCCUUAAAAAUUUCUUCAAAGUCAUUUUUCUAUUCAAGUUUUUGUUUAGCUGGCGCCGCUGGUUGACCAGGUUAUUGUGGCCGUCGAAAAAUUUGUUGUAGAAGCUGAAAAUCAUCGAAAUUCGUUCGAAAAUAAAUUGAACGCCGUUAUUGAUGAUGCGAAAAUGCUCAUUUCUCUACUUGGAAGUUGGUUUCGAAAGAAAAGUCUAACUUUAUGGGUUUAUUAAGGAACUCAAGCAAGUGGAGAAAAAACCGUUGCGAAAUACACGACUUCUCAGCCGAGGUCUGUUUUUUUGCUUUUUUUCUGAUUUAUAGAGCUUGUAGAAAUUUUUUUCUUUUAUCCAAUUUUUUUCAGAAAAAUUGAGAUUAGUGCCUUCAAAUUUGUAAAAAAUUCAAUAGUCUGUCGUUUUUUUGCUGUUUUUCAAUAUUUUAAUUUUUUUUAUAUUAUCCUUAAUUUGCUUAAUUUUUUUGAGGGUUUGAAAUGUUCAUUUGAAUUUUUUUAAAUGAGCACCUUUCUCAAUAUUUCAGUAUGUUUUCUUGACUACUUUUUUCAGAAUCUUGAAAUGUUAACGGAUUUUGCUUUAAAAAAAUUUUUUUUUCUUUAUAUUUUUGUUUGAUUAAGUACUUGAGAGUUUUUUUUUCCCAAUUUCUUAUCAUUUUAAAAUUAUCUUCAUUUUUCUUUGUUCGUGUUCCUAGAGUUUUUUCUAGUACCUCAAAAGAUGCAGUCGAAGAAGUUUUGGAAGACCUGAGUAGUGGAGAACCGGCCAUGCUGGGCGGCGCAUUACUUCGAGCUUCUCGAGUUUUCCGAUCAAAUUGCAAACCGGCCAUUUUGCGGCUGAAUCGAGCCGACUUCUAUGAGUCUGUUAAAAGUUAGAAACUCCAGAUCCUUUUGCUUAUAUUUGAAGUUAAGAUCUCUUGACCCAUGAAGAUUCCUAUGUCUUUCUCGCGGCAAUCAACUGUCUGUGUGAAAUGAUCUGCAAUGAUCGGAGUCUUCUGAAAGACGUCCUCGAUGUCUACGGAGCCAUGGGACAGGUUUCAACGGAAAUAUUUCCUUUUUUCAUUUCAAUGUUUUUUCAGAGUGAUUCGAAAGAUGAAACGGAUCUGAUUCGCCGUGGCAGAAUGGGCGAAGCGUUGGGGAAAGUCUUUCGCGAAAUUGGUAUCUGAUGUUCAACUUUAACUUUAUCCGAUGAAUUUUCCAGGUGAUUUUUCGCAUGUUUGGCUCGAGCAGAUUGCCGGAAUUUUUGUUAGGAACGUUAGGUGAGGAUUCUUACAAGGGAAAAAUCUGAGGUGGACAUUGAAGAUCUGAUCGAAACAGCCGCUUCGAAAUACCCAGGAAACGCUAACAAACUGUUUUUCUUCAGAUUUUUGGUUUCGAAUACAGCUGCUAUGAUUAUUUUUAUAACAAGCGUCACAGAAAAAAAUUUUUUUUGAAACAUUUAGCCUAGAACCACCUACCUCCCAAGUUUUGACCAGAAUUGCGAUUUUCACCUCAAACAGCUCCCUCAUUAAAUCUUGAAUCCCAAUUAUCCAGAGAAAAUGAAGAAAUAAUCCGAGCGAGUUCUUGCAAUGCUUUGGCUGACGUUGUAGCGGCCAGUCGUGGGAGAGGAUUGGAAAAAUUCAUCGAUGAGGUUCGUUUUACUGUUAUAAGUGAGUCUUGUUAAAAAAAAACAGAAAAAGCGCGGGAGGCGUGAAAAUUUUAUGGGGAGGUUCGUUUUUAUUUUAAAUUUUUCAAAGAACUGCUCAGUUUUUGGAAUUUUUAUUAAUUUAUUGUAUGUCAAAGAAUCAAGUAAACUCGAAUUUCGGAAUACAUAGUACUAUUAAUUUGAAGUUUUUCAAUUCGAAAAUAAGAUCAAAUAAAUUUGCUCAACGAUUUAGUGAUCAGAAGGCUUGAAGAAAAAACUUUCAAUUGAUGUUCUCAGUUUUCCCUUUUCUUUUAUGAUUUCUUGCCUUUUUGAAUCUUUUUUGAACAUCGUGGAUUUUUUUCAUUUUUUUUUUCUCGCACAAAUUGAUUCCAGAUGAUGCUGUGCGUCGACCAGCUUCUUCUCAUCGACAAAAGCGACUUGGUACGUCGCUCCAGUGUACACUUUGUCCGACAAUGUAUCGCUUCUUGUUCUGUCGAUGUGAUUCAGGUUGGAAAUUCAUUCCUUGAGAUCAGAUGUUAAAGAUGAAUAUUAAAAGGAAAACAGCUGUAGAAUCUUAUUUUUUCCUGUUUAAAAUGAGGAUCUCUAAAGUUUGAGCUCAUAAUAUUUGAAGCAUUGCGAAAAAUAGCUUUUGAAAGUUUUCAAAAUUCUGAAGUUUUGAAAUAGACAAGAUUUUUUUUCUUCGAUAGGCUUUUUACUGGAGUUCACUUUGAAAGGGAAAUGACUCAAGUAAAGUUCAGGAUACUUCUUCAAUUUCUAUUGCAAAGUAUUUUCAGCUCAGAACGAGUUUUUCAGUUUUUUUUUACCGUUUGAAACACUCACAAGGAUAUGUUCAGAUUGUAUGAUGUUUUGAAAUAAGCAAGAAGUUUAAAAAAAGCGAAACGAAGAUAUUUGGCCCGUAACAGCCAAAAAUCAUGAAAGAUGUGAGAUAGACGUUUUCCAUUCAGAUAAUGGGCCCACGUCUUCGGGAUCUCAGAAGAAAGCUGACGUCACUGUGGAAGUUCGACCGAGAUGACGUCGUUCGACUUCAUGCUCAACUCUGCAUCGAGGAACUUGGUCACUGCUUGGAACUCAUUUUCGAAGAAGAACAAUCUCAUUAUUGUCGUAGAAUUCGGAUAUGA
Caenorhabditis auriculariae is the source of this 6538-nucleotide messenger RNA. Lineage: Eukaryota; Metazoa; Nematoda; Chromadorea; Rhabditida; Rhabditidae. The record is from the annotation of a GenBank genome assembly.